GCGGCUAAAUUUUCCUCUAAGCUUGGCAAGGGCAAGGUGGCAGUGAUAGAAACCAGCAGAUAUGCACUACUAUCAGCCAAUGUGGACUCUUGUUGGGGGAGGUAUGAAGACGCUGGAGAAUUCAGGGAAGCCCAUGAGCCAAGUUCUCCCUAAAAAAGCUGACUGGAUUAAGCAGCGUGUUGUCAGCUUCGAUCCAGCUAACAAUAAAGUGAUGACUGACGAUGGACAAGAAAUAAAUUACCAAUACCUCGUGGUGGCCCUUGUGCAGCUGAAUUUCAGCAAGUAGAUCAAGGGUCUGCCAGAGGCCUUCGAGACACCUGGCGUCGGCUCAAACUACUCGCCGCUUUAUGUGAACAACACCUUCGAGAGUCUUAAGAACUUCAAGCAAGGCAAUGCUAUCUUUACAUUCCCAGCCACUCCUAUCAAGUGUGCAGGAGCUCCCCAGAAGAUCAUGUAUAUUGCCGAUGAGUACUUGCGCAAGAACGGCAAAAGAGACAAGGCUAACAUUAUUUUCAACACCUCCUUAGGAGUGAUCUUUGGUGUGAAGAAAUAUGCUGAAGUUCUGUGGGAGGUUGUGAAAGAGAGAAACCUGACAGUAAACCUUCGUCACAAUUUGAUCGAAGUCAAACCUGACUCAAGGGAAGCCGUCUUCCAGAAUCUUGACAAUCCUGAAGAAUUUAAGACUUUUGAGUAUGAAAUGCUUCAUGUAACACCCCCAAUGAGCACCCCGGAUGUGUUGAACCAAUGUGCUCCAUUAGUGGAUGGAGCCGGGUACCUCAAUGUCAAAAAGGAAACUAUGCAGCAUGUCGAUUUCCCCAAUGUGUUUGGCAUUGGCGAUUGCACUAAUCUUCCAACGUCUAAAACCGCAGCUGCUGUUGCUGGACAAAUUGGAGUUUUACGUAAAAAUUUGAGUGCAGUCAUGGCCGGGAAAAAUCCAAACUCUCACUACGAUGGCUACACCUCAUGCCCUCUUGUCACAGGCUACUCAAAAUGCAUACUGGCAGAAUUUGACUAUGACGGCAAUCCUCUCGAGACUUUCCCCAUCAAUCAGGCAAAGGAACGACGCACUAUGUUUCACCUGAAGAAGGACUUCAUGCCAGAUAUGUACUGGUUAGGUCUGCUCAAUGGGUACUGGGAAGGCCCCAAGUAUUUCCGCAAAGCAAUGCACCUCGGACUGAAGUGAAGAGAUAUGAGUUUACAAACAUGAAAUGUGAGAAGGCUUAUCUUGUCUGAAUUCACAUGAAUAUGUUUUAUUGUAUAUAUCCAGUGUAGAUAAGUACAUUCUCACACGCACGCACACACACACGCACACCACACACACACACACACACACACACACACAUGAAUAAUAGGUGAAUGUAUUAAAAAGAUAGACUCUAAACAUUCAUACUUAAAAAGCUGAAAAUACUUUCAUGUGAAAGUAGACGAGGUCCAACUUAGUCAUAUUAGUCAAUCAGCAGUUUAAUUAGUAAGAUAAGGGUUUGAGGGCCAGAUUUGCAUGUGAUAAUCUGUGAUACUGAUCAGUGUUAUAAUCAUACACUUUAAAAACUUCAAGACAAUGUUUGCCAAACACCAUCACUAUUUGGAUUUGCCUAUUCAGAGAAAAUCAAUUUUUAUUUAUUAUUAUUAUUAUUUUUUUUACUGUAAAACUGUUUAUGAAAUACAUCUUGGAUGAUAAGCACUUGACAAUACUGCAAAGAGAUUUAAGACAAUGACAACACUAUUGUUAACUACUUCAUAGGUAUUUUUCCUGUAUUUAUUUUUUUUACUCUGAUGUGUAUGCCAGGUUAUAUAUAUAUCUAUCUAAAGAAAAUGUAUGUGUACUGUGUAUGCAUAUUUGUUGAUCAUGGAAAUACAGUGCAUGCCAUAUGAGAAAAGUAUGUUUUUCUCACUUCAUAAUGAUAUGUUGAUAAGCAUCAAACUGUUCAUUCAGUAAUUUUAGACUUCCAUGACUAUUAUAUUGAAUAAAGAAUCAUUGCUGUAUCUUUACCUUACACUAGGAUAUUUUAGAAUUCAUUCUAAAUUCUGUCGCAAUAGCACAAAUAUACUGAGAAAGGAUAAUAGUGUUAUCCAAAAGCGGUUCUUUUUGUCGAUUACAGAGUUCAUUGUUAAAAGUUUUUUUGUUGCAGUUUACUUGAAAGUAUAAUGCAUGUUUAUGCAGUAAGCAAUCCCUGAAUAUAGAUAUUUGUAGGGUUAAGUGCAGCUUAUGUUCACUGGACAAUCAAAAUUUUUAAGUGACACAGGGUAUUUGUCUUCUCUACAAUUUCUUAAUGAGGAAUCAUAAGGUCUAAAAUAUAAGAAUUCUUAUGCCUUAGAUUAUAUAGAUAUUAAUAUUUGAUGGUGUUUUAUUAAUUUGUAAUAUUACUGCAAAUUAACCCACUAUUUAUAUACAAAAUAUAUGAAAAAAAUUGAGCGAUAUCUGUAUGUAUGGAAAUUCUGAUAGCUUUAUGGAUAUAUUUUAUGAAACUACACAAAAGAUUACUUCUGUUAUACACAUAUCAGAAUUUAUCAUAAAGUAAAUCACAAUAUAUUUUAAAACAAUAUAUGAUUAAAGUACCUUCUAGAACUUGCAACACCAUGGAAAAGGUACAGAACCACAGAAAUAUGAAUAUCCGAACACACUUCGGAAAAAUGUUUGUAAGAAAGCACAUACUGCUUGCACUUUUUACUUUUCGAAGACUGUUGCAAUUGUAUGGAUUAUCACUCCCAGUAAUGUGUUCCAGCUCCUGUUAGAAGAGAAUCCUGUGAUAAAUAAACGUUAAAAGAGGUAACUUCA
Penaeus vannamei (Pacific white shrimp) is the source of this 2776-nucleotide messenger RNA. NCBI's taxonomy places the organism in Eukaryota, Metazoa, Arthropoda, Malacostraca, Decapoda, Penaeidae. The record is from RefSeq and is a predicted model, not a curated record.